Molecule: messenger RNA, 333 nt
Organism: Paramecium sonneborni
Lineage: Eukaryota; Ciliophora; Oligohymenophorea; Peniculida; Parameciidae
Source: the annotation of a GenBank genome assembly
UUUUCAAAUGAACAACGAUUUAUGUGAAUCUAUUGUUAGUCAUGCAAAUUAGAUCUUUCAAUCAAUAGCAAAUCUAAAUGGAUAAUUAAAUGAAAAUGGCAACAUUAGUAAUUGAUUUUUUGAUUAUUCAAUUAGCAAAUAACAGUACCACAACAUCGAAUACGUCAUCAUCUAUGGGACUAGCAUUCAUUAUGUUCCUACUAUUUACUGCAUAUGCAUUGCUGUCUAUUUUUUCCCCUCAAAGAUAACCAGCUAUGCUAAAAGGCAAUAUUUAACACUAAUAGAUUCAUCAUCAUGAUGAUGAUUGACUAUUGAACUCUUUUUUAUAUGACU